Messenger RNA from Leptidea sinapis, 4391 nucleotides. RefSeq names its product ATP-dependent DNA helicase Q4 (gene RecQ4). Gene Ontology annotation, biological process: double-strand break repair via homologous recombination. Gene Ontology annotation, cellular component: cytoplasm; chromosome; nucleus. The record is from RefSeq and is a predicted model, not a curated record. The coding region runs from base 450 to 4343 and encodes 1297 amino acids. The transcript has a single exon. Gene Ontology annotation, molecular function: nucleic acid binding; zinc ion binding; four-way junction helicase activity. Lineage: Eukaryota; Metazoa; Arthropoda; Insecta; Lepidoptera; Pieridae.
CUGUAUUUUUAAUGUAUCCGGAACACAGUGUUCUGUGAACCGGAAAGUAGAACUCCAAAGUUUUUACAUACCUAAUAAUUAAGUUGGGUAUUGUUACUUUGAACUUUCAAGUUUAUAUAAAAGUACUGUAAGAUUGUUAGUUGUUGCCAAAAAGGACAUAAGUUAUAAUUUAAAAAAAUUUUUAAGAAUUUAUAAUAAAAAAUAUCUAGCAGUGUCGGAUUAUAUACCCAUUUUGUAGAUUUGAAAAAUUAAAGUGCUAGAGCAACAGUUUAUUCAUCUUUGUAAUAAAUUUCGAUAUUUGUUAUCAACUUACGCUAUAGGUCUAAUAAUAAAGAUUAAAAUCCUCUGGACAAGUAAUUAAUAUAAAUUAUUUACAUGUAUGAAGAUUAUAUGUAUUUUCAUUGUGUGUGAAGAUUCUUGCUUAUAAAAUAAAUUGCAUUGUACGUGAAAUGGAUUUAAUUGAUUCUAUUAAAAAGGAUAAAGCAUAUCUCAAAUGUAAAUCAAUAGUAAAAACAUGGGAAAAAGAAUUUAAAAAUAAGCAUUCGAGAAUUCCUUCAAAGUUUGACAUAAAGGAAGCUCCAGCAAGUAUUAAAUAUGCGUACAAAAAGUAUUUCCAGCUUAAAACUGAAGCCCUUGAAAACUCUUUGUCAAUAUGUGAUUUUGAAGAUGAGGUCCUCAAAUCUCCUGAAACCCCCAAUUUAUUAGAAUGGGCUUCUAAAAACACACCUGAAAAGAUUUCCCAAGAAACCUUACCCAAUCUUCCAACUGGUCAAGAAUUAGACACAUUAUUAACAACAGCAAAAAUGAAAGAAAAUAAAACACCAAGCAAUACCUUUACUGAAAACUUAUCAAAAAAGUUAUUUAAAAGCAAAACAUUUUCACUUAGAAAUCCAAGAAAACUCUCACUACCUAAGCACUUAUCACAAUUUAGUCAAGAAAAGAAAAAUGAUAGUAACAUAAUUGAGGACAGCAGUUUUCAUGAUACAUCAAAUGAUCUAUGUGUGGAUGUUAAGUCACAAGAGAUUCAAUCAAAUGAUUCGGGUAAUGAAACUAUUGCUAAUGGGUCCUUAAAUAUUAGUUAUAUAAGUUGUGCAAGCAAUAGGACUACUGAUAGACAAUUAAGUGUAACUAAUUCAUAUAAAGAUACUACACUACGACAAAUAGAUGUAGGUUGGAUUGAAAGAGCUACUGGAAGUAGUAAAGGAAAUAUAAAUUUUUCUACUGAACAUUCUGAAAACUUAGAAACACAUUCAAAUGAGCCUGAAUUUAAGGAAGUUGAACAAACAGGUAGUAAACACAAUGAUAACCACCAGAGGUUUGGAUUGAGUAAUAUUCCUUCAUGCAAAUUGUCUGAUAAUAAGCAGGUUGAUAUUAUUGAAAACAGUGAGUCAGACGAUGAUGACAUUCAGUUGGCUAAGUUAAAGCCAGCACUGAAAAAACGUAAAUUAAAUAUACCGAAUAGGAAUAUGAAUAAUGAUGAAAGGCAUAAAGAAAACACACAGGAGAGUAUAUGUGUUAAUAAUAAAAAUCAAACAGGUAAAAAAAGUAAGAAGUUGAAAAAAGACAAAGUUCCUAAUAAAUUGAACGACUUAUCGAGCAAACCACCGGACUUGGUUGAGUUUUUACCCUUUGGAGUAGAUGAGAAGGUUAAUCCAAGACAUUCUAAUAUUACUGAUAUUUUAAACACAUUAGGAACAGUUCAAAGUAAGGAAGUUUCAGCUGAAGGAACCAAAUUAGAAGGUAUAAUGCAAAAGAAAAUUGAAAGUGGUACUUUGAAUGAAAACUUUGUCAAAAUUAAUAUAGAGAAAAAAGUUUAUGCACGGGGUAAGAAGGGGAUUAAGUAUUCUAAAUACAAAAAACAAUUAUGGAAGGAUAAAAAAGCUCUUCAUGCUGGAAUGGAAUUUCCAGAUUCAGGAAAGAUAUCCUGUUUUAAAUGUGGGUUACAUGGUCAUAUGGCCCGCUACUGCACAGCUCAUAAAGAAAAUAAUUUAUUACCACUUGAAGAUUUUGAUGAAAAUAGCAUACCUACCCUUGAUGAGAUGCAAAAUUUAGUCAAUCAGAAUACAAAGAAUACUUUUGUUGAAGAUGAACUACAAUCAUGUGUCUAUGAAGGAAGCAAAAUACCUGAUACUUUUAUGAAGAUGCUGUCAGAAAAUCCUGGCAAUGACAACACUGUAAAUCCAAUAAAUACAAGUCAUGAAGAGCUUCUUAAUGUAUUACAGAUGUUUGGAUACAACACAUUUAGACCAGGACAGGAUACUACAAUUAAACGUAUACUAUCCGGUUUAUCAACUCUGUUGAUUUUGUCAACUGGUGGUGGAAAAUCUUUGUGUUACCAAAUACCAGCAUAUAUUUAUAGCCAACAUUAUAAGUGUAUAACAUUAGUAAUAUCUCCCCUUGUUUCAUUAAUGGAAGAUCAAGUGCUGAGUAUGCCUGAAUUUUUAAAAGCUGGAUGUUUACAUACUAAUCAACCACCCACCCAGAGAACGAAAAUAAUUGAUUUAGUCAAAGAGGGACAUAUAAACAUAUUACUGAUUUCCCCUGAAGCUCUUAUUUCUGGGGAUAAUUCUAAUGGAUUUGCUGGACUUUUUAAAUCUUUGCCAAGAAUUGCAUUUGCAUGUAUAGACGAGGCACACUGUGUUUCUCAAUGGAGCCAUAAUUUUAGACCAAGUUAUUUAAUGAUCUGCAGAGUUUUGCAGGAAAAAUUAAAAGUGAAGUGCAUACUAGGUUUGACUGCAACGGCUAGUAAGACAACUAUUGGAAGUAUCAUUGACCAUAUCAAGGUCCCGGAUGGAAUGAGUGGUGUUGUGACUAAUCCAUCAUUACCAAAUAAUCUUUAUCUAUCAAUGUCUAUUGAAAAAGAUAAAGAUAAGGCCUUAAUAGCUUUGUUGACUUCUGACAAAAUUUAUUCAUUCUGCUCAAUAAUAGUAUAUUGUAUCAGAAGAAAUGAAUGUGAAAGAGUAGCGGCUAUAAUAAGAUCAUGUUUAUCAGAACCAGGAAAAGUGAACAUGGAAGAGAAAAGUAAAAAGCGGAAAAGAAUGUCUUACAUUGCUGAAACAUACCAUGCUGGCAUGUCGGCAGCUCAGCGUAAAAAAAUUCAAAAACAUUUUAUGGAUGGAACAUUAAAAGUUAUUGUAGCAACUGUGGCCUUCGGUAUGGGUAUAAACAAGUCAGACAUAAGAUGCAUUAUUCAUUACAACAUGCCCCCAAGCUUCGAGUCUUAUGUUCAAGAAGUUGGUAGAGCUGGUAGAGAUGGAAAGCCAGCUUAUUGUCAUCUUUUAAUGAGCAGUGCUGAAAAUGAUAAAAAUGAAUUACUAAAGCACAUUUAUGCUAAUUCUAUAGACAGACCAAUAAUUAGAAAGCUUCUCCAAAAAGUUUUUAUUCCUUGCAAGUGUGCACCACAAUCAAAUGAUAAUAUGCCCUUGUCGAGAUGUAAUGGUCAUGAAGUAGGUAUCCCUAUUGACAGCACAGUUGAAGAACUAGACUUGCCAUCUGAAAACAUAGCUACACUUUUGUGCUAUGUGGAGCUGCAUAAAAAACAUUACAUUAAAGUACUCAACAAUGCUUACACAAUGUGCAAAAUCUCAUCUUAUGGAGGUCCAAACAAAAUUUUAGAAGCUGCAAAGACAUGCCCUCCUCUUGCAAUGGCGUAUUUAAUAGAAGGUAAGAAGAACAAUGAUGUGACAAAGCAGAGCAUAUUAGAAUUCAAUAUUAUAGAAGUUGCAGCUGCAAUUGGUUGGGAAAGUGGAAUGACUAAAUACCAUAUUAAAAAUUUAGAAUGGAUAACAAACAAUGGUGCUGCUAAAAGGUCCAAUUUGAAAGUUGAGCUACAUACACUUGGUUAUAGAAUUAAGGCACCAGGUGAUCUAAGUGCUACAGAGCUGGACAAUGUUCUGGAUGAUUUGCAUAAACUUGUCACAAACCAAGAAAGGAGAGCUUUGUAUCAGCUAGAAGAAAUACACAACACAUUCAAACAGCUUUGUACAUAUUCUUGUGAGAGGAUGAAUUUUACAGAAGAAGUCCUACAAGAAAAAUCAGAUGCACUGAAAAAAGUAAUUGAUAAUUAUUUCGAGCGAACCGAAACCGUUGCUGAAAUGAUGGUAUUGGAGAAAAGACCAAUCAAUGUUGAACAAGUAACAUCAGAUGUUCGCGCAUUAAUUGCAACAUAUAAAGAUUGCAGUUUUACUGGACGUAGUGUUGCAAGAAUAUUUCAAGGAAUUUCAUCUCCAAACUACCCAGCUUUAGUGUGGGGCCGCUGCCGAUACUGGCGCUCCCAUCUGUCAGAAGACUUUAAUGAACUAGUCCAAAUAGCAACUCGUCAAAUAAUUCAAAUGAAAUUGUAAACUUAUAUUUAGUUCUUGUGAAUACAGUAAUAAAAACAGCAGCCAUAA